Molecule: messenger RNA, 936 nt
Organism: Vanrija pseudolonga
Lineage: Eukaryota; Fungi; Basidiomycota; Tremellomycetes; Trichosporonales; Trichosporonaceae
Exons: 3
Coding region: 1-936 (311 amino acids)
Source: RefSeq, a predicted model, not a curated record
AUGUCCGCAGUCCUCGACCCCAGCGGCUUUCCGCACAUCCUCGACAAUAUCCUCGGCCAUCUGCCCUGGAGCGCACUCCCGCCUCUCCGCGCCGUGUCCAAGGCCAUGGACACGCGUAUCAAGGCAGUCAUGUACCGCCACGUAGUGCUACACUUCCAGUGGGCCCCGGAAACGGACCAAACCGACAUCCCGGUGCUCCACAUCGUCGACCCCUACUACUUCCGCCCCCUCCCAGGCCUCAACUGUGAUUUUGACGGCUGGUCUGUCCACAUGGAGACCUUUAAGAACGACGACCACGUCGUUAGUGCUCUGCGCUUUUCCAUCCCCGACUCGACCAUCGUGCGCGUUUACCUCAACCAGACGGCUGGACUCGCCCCUCUACGCUUACGCUGGUUCUUCCCUAACCCCUUCCCCACUGGUGUCGCCAUCUACCCCACUCCCCUAGCUCCCCAAAUCCCCAGGAGCCGUGUCUUCCCUUCCCGGUUCGGCCUCGCCGCGGUCCAGAUUCACGGCGUUCCCAGCGACCCGAAUGCGCUCGUUAUCCUUGUCCGCAAGCCCGAGGACCUGACAGACACAUCUGUCUCCCCUCUUGAUCGGAACCGCAAUCAGCAGGACUUGAACGUUUUCAUGCAGGUAUUCGAAGGCCGGAGCUACACCUGGUGGACACACGUGAAGAUCCUCGUUGUCGACGAGAGCGACCGUACGCUCGCUCGAGGUCCCCUCCUCGGCAGCCUCAGGAACGACUACUGUCAAGCCAACUCUGUGACUGCCGACCAGGUCUUCGCCUUGACCAUUAGGCCCGGUACGCCGCUCCCCGCUCCUCGCUCCUGGACCGAUCUGCCUCGUCGCCCGUUGACUGCGUCGCUUGCGCCUAUCGACGAGGCGGAGGAAGAGGACGACAAGGAGGACAAGGAGUAUAAGGAGGACGAGAAGUAG